AGUCACAACACGGUGGGGCUCCCUGGCUGCGCCCGGCCCGGCAGCUACGGGCCCAGCGCCUGGUGGCGGCGCUGAGGGGUCGCCGAGAGGGGCCCGGCGGCGUCUGCGGGGGCCGCUCCCUCGGUGGGCCGCGGGCGAGGCAUGAGCGCGGGCUCCCCCUGCCUCCGGAGCGCCGGCGGGGGACCGGGGGGCAGGAGAUGUGCCUGUCCUUAGCGGCCCAGGAAGCAGCAUGCACCCCGAUGCGACCGACAGUGGCGGCGCCGGCCCCAGCCCCGCGCGGGCCGCAGGCGCCGGCGGCCGUCCUGUCUCGGGCUUCAGGGGCGAGCGGCGGCCGGAGUCCCCGGGGGACGCGGAGGCAGCAGCAGCGGCGGCGCCGGGGGCCCCGGGCGGCCGGAGCUGGUGGAAGCCCGUGGCGGUGGCCGCACUCGCCGCCGUGGCCCUCUCCUUCCUGGGGCCCGGCAGCGGGGAGGCGGCGGGGGCCGCGGGGCUGAGCUCCGUCCUGUUCAGGCUCAGCCUGUACCUGAGCUGCGCGGCGGCCGCCUUCCUGCUGGGGAUCCUGUUUGCCCUCGUCUGCCGGAGCCCGCGCGCCCAGCCGCCCGACUUCGCCGCCGCCUGGAGCCGGCUGGCCGCGACCUCAGCCGCCCGCCGCCCGCCGGGGAGUCCUGUGUAUGGAAACUCACAUGAGUCAGCUCAGUCUAGAAGGGUAGUAAUUUCUCAUAAUAUGGAUAAAGCUCUGAAAGAAGUGUUCGACUACAGUUAUAGAGAUUACAUUCUGUCCUGGUAUGGAAACCUCAGCAGAGAUGAGGGACAACUUUACCAUCUGCUCUUGGAAGACUUUUGGGAAAUUGCCAGACAGCUGCACCACAGACUGAGUCACGUGGAUGUGGUUAAAGUUGUCUGCAAUGAUGUUGUGAGGACUUUACUCACUCAUUUCUGUGACCUGAAAGCUGCCAAUGCCAGACAUGAAGAACAGCCAAGACCUUUUGUGUUGCACGCAUGCUUGAGGAACUCAGAUGAUGAAGUAAGAUUUCUACAAACGUGUUCUCGGGUUCUGGUGUUUUGUCUCCUCCCCUCAAAGGAUGUGCAGUCUCUCAGCUUACGUAUAAUGCUUGCAGAAAUUCUCACAACAAAAGUCUUGAAGCCGGUAGUGGAGUUACUGAGUAAUCCAGAUUACAUUAACCAAAUGCUGCUUGCCCAGCUGGCGUACAGAGAGCAAAUGAAUGAGCAUCACAAGAGAGCCUACACCUAUGCCCCCUCUUACGAGGACUUCAUCAAGCUCAUUAACAGCAACUCUGAUGUGGAGUUCUUGAAGCAACUAAGGUAUCAAAUUGUAGUGGAAAUAAUCCAGGCGACUACAAUUAGCAGCUUUCCCCAACUGAAGAGGCACAAAGGUAAAGAAACUGCGGCAAUGAAAGCUGAUCUCCUGAGGGCCAGGAACAUGAAGAGGUACAUCAACCAACUGACUGUGGCAAAGAAGCAGUGUGAGAAGAGAAUCCGAAUCCUGGGAGGCCCUGCCUAUGACCAGCAAGAGGAUGGGGCCCUGGAUGAGGGGGAAGGGCCUCAAAGCCAGAAGAUGGAGUCUCACUCUGUCGCCCAGGCUGGCAUGCAUUGGCGCGAUAUCGGCUCACUGCAACCUCCACCUCCCGGGUUCAGGCCAUUCUCCUGCCUCAGCCUCCCGAGCAGCUGGGACUACAGACGCCCGCCACCACACCCAGCUAAAUUUUUUUUGUAUCUUUAGUAGAGACGCGGUUUCACUGUGUUAGGCAGGAUGGUCUCGAUAUCCUGACCUCAUGAUCUGCCCACCUCAGCAUUCCAGUGUGUUGGGAUUACAGGCGUGAGCCACUGCGCCUGGCCUUGAUUUGUUCUUUUCAGACAUUCAGGAAAAGAGAAACUCAUUUCUGUUGCAAUAAUUCAUCCUCAGAGUAAAACCAUUUCCUCUAAUCUUCAGGAUGGAAGGCUAAGAUAAGACAGAAUUCCAAUAGUUAUGGUCAUUUGCUAUUUGAAAGGUAAGACUUUGGUUAGUUUGGGGCCAUUCUGAUGUCUUCAUGAGUGGGAAGAAAACUUUUGCUAUGACCUAAUCAUAUGUGAUCCAGAAGAAUUACCAUUAACUUUAUUUCAGAAUUUAGACUUCCAAAUCAGGUUAAUCCUCCAAUUAAAAGAAAGAUUCAGAGUGAAUUUUUUAAAAGGCAAGGCAGUUAUAUGUUGCUUACAAGAAACUAAACAUAAAGGCACAGAUAAGUUGGAAGUAAGAGGGAAAAAGACAUGCGAAUACUAAGUAUAAGAGAUCUAGAGCAGCUACUGUGAAUAUCAGACAAAAUAGACUUCGGAACAGGAAGUAGAACCAGAGAUGAAGAACCUUUCAUUAUGAUAAAGGAGUCAGUUCGUCAGGAAGAUAGAAUAAUCAAAUGUUCUCAAUCAAUAAAGAGACCUUUAGAGUGUACAUGAAGCGAAACCUGACAGAAAUGAGAAAAAAUGUCACAAGUAGAGUUGGAAAUGUUAACAGUCCCCCUCAGUAAUAUCAGUAAUAGGAAAAUCUGGAAAAUUCCCAAAUAUUUGGUAGCAUAUCUAAAUAAGGCUUCCAUCAAAGAAGAAAUUAUAAGGAAAAUUAGGAACUAUUUUCAAUGGAGUGAAUAUGCAAUAUAUCCCACAAUUAUUUGUGGGAUACAUUAUGAUAUGUAUAUUGUGGGAUAUAUUGUGCAGUUAAAGCACCACUUACAGGAAUUAUGUACAGUUGGCCCUUGAACAAUGUGGGGGUUAGGAGUGCUGACUCUCCCCUGAGCAAAAAUUCACAUAUAACUAUGGAGUCUCCAAAAGCUUAACUGCCCAUAUCCUACUAUUAACUGGAAGCCUUACCAAUAAUAGUCAGUUAACACAGAUCUUGUAUGUUAUGUGUAUUAUAUACUGUACUGUUAGAAUAAAGUAGGCUAUAAAGACAAAUGAAAAUGUUACUAAGAAAAUCAUAAGGAAGAGAAAAUAUUUUUACUACUCACUAAGUGGAAGUGGAUCAUCACAAGGGUUUUCAUCCGCAUCAUCUUCCUGUUGUCUAGGCAGAGCAGGAGGAAGAGGGGUCAGUCUUGCUGUGUCAGGGGCGGCAGAUGUGGAAGAAAACCCUGUACGAGUGGGCCUGUGCAGCUCAAACUCAUGUUGCUCAAGGGUCAACUGUACUUUUUAAUGCUUAUAGCAGAAGCGAAGAAAGGUAUGAAAUCAGUGAUCUAAUCUUUUAAGAAGCUAUAAAUUGGCCCAGUGAGGGGGCUCAUGCUGGUAAUUCCAGCACUUGGCGGGCAAAGACAGGAGGAUCGCUUGAGGCCAGGAGUUAGAGACCAGCCUGGGAACAUACAAGACUCCCCUCUCUACAAAAAAAAAAAAAAAAAAAAUUAAAAGAAGCUGUAAAUAAAAACUAAAAUAACUAGAAGGAAGGAAAGAAAAAAGAUACAAAUUGCCAGUAUUAGGAAUGAAAUAGGACAUCACUAACAGAUGCUACAUACAUUCAAAGGAGGCUAAGGGAAUAAUGUGGACAACUUCAAGCCAAUAAAUUUGACAAUUUAAAUGGAAGAGACAAAUUCCCUGGAAGACACAAAUUACCAAAACUGAUUCAAAAAGAAAUGGAGGCUGGGCGCAGUGGCUCACGCCUGUAAUCCCAACACUUUAGGAGGCUGAGGCAGGCGGAUCACGAGGUCAAGAGAUCGAGACCAUCCUGGCCAACUUGGUGACACCCCAUCUCUACUAAAAAUACAAAAAUUAGCUGGGAGUGGUGGUGGGCACCUAUAAUCCCAGGUACUCGGGAGGCUGCGGCAGAAGAAUCACUUGAACCCGGGAGGCGGAAGUUGCAGUGAGCCGAGAUCACGCCACUGCACUCAAGCCUGGCGACAAAGUGAGACUCUGUCUCAAAAAAAAAAAAAAAAAAGACAAAAAGAAAUAGAAACUCUGAAUAACCCACAAUUUAUUGAAGAAUAUAAUAAUAAUCUAAAACCUUCCCGGCUGGGCGCGGUGGCUCACGCCUGUAGUCCCAGCACUUUGGGAGGCCGAGGCGGGCGGAUCACGAGGUCAGGAGAUCGAGACCAUCCUGGCUAACACAGUGAAACCCCGUCUCUACUAAAAAUACAAAAAAUUAGCCGGGCGCGGUGGUGGGCGCCUGUAGUCCCAGCUACUCAGGAGGCUGAGGCAGGAGAAGGGCGUGAACCUGGGAGGCGGAGCUUGCAGUGAGCCGAGAUUGUGCCACUGCACUCCAGCCUCAGAGACAGAGCAAGACUCCAUCUCAAAAAAAAAGAAAAGAAAAGAAAACCUUCCCACAGAACUCCAGACUCAGAUCAUUUCACUGGUGAUUUUUUUUUUUUUUUUUUUGAGGUGGAGUCUUCCUCUGUUGUUCAGGCUGGAGUGCAGUGGUGCCAUCUCAGCUCACUGCACCCUCCGCCUCCCAGAUUCAAGCAAUUCUCCUCCCUCAGCCUCCCGAGUACCUGGAAUUACAGGCGUGCACCACCACGCCCAGCUAAUGUUUGUAUUUUUAGUAGAGACAGGGCUUCACCAUGUUGGCCAGGCUGGUCUCAACCUGCUAAGUUCAGGUGAUCCGCCUGCCUCUGUCUCCCAAAGUGCUGGGAUUACAGGCAUGAGCCACUGUGUCUGGCCUCACUGGUAAAUUCUAUAAAACAUGUAAGGAAGAGAUAAUACCAAUCUUAACCAUACUCUUUCAAAAAACGGAGAAGGGAACACUUCAACUCAUCCUAGGAGGAGACUAGCACAAUUCUAAUACCAAACCAGAGGAAAAAAAAACUUCAAAAUGGUGUCUCUCAUGACCCUGGACAGAAAAGUCCUUAACAAAAAUACUGGUAAAUCAGAUUCAACAAUCUGUAAUUCACAAAGAUAACAUCAGUAUAUGUUCUCCUGACAGUGGGUCCUUAGUAUAAUCAUUGUCUACUUCAUUUCUUUGCAAUGCUAUUAUUAAGGCUUGAUGGAAUAUUUAUUUUUUAAACAGCUUAAUUAAGGUAUAAUGACAUGCAAUAUACUGCUCAUAUUUAAAGUGUACAAUAUGAUAAGUUUUGACAUACACAUAUAUUCAAUGAAACCAUUGCCACAAUCAAGAUAAUAAACAGAUCCAUCACCCACAAAA
Molecule: messenger RNA, 5104 nt
Organism: Homo sapiens (human)
Lineage: Eukaryota; Metazoa; Chordata; Mammalia; Primates; Hominidae
Gene: SNX25
Product: sorting nexin 25
Exons: 8
Coding region: 230-1738 (502 amino acids)
Cellular component (GO): endosome membrane
Molecular function (GO): phosphatidylinositol binding
Source: RefSeq, marked validated